Scomber japonicus (chub mackerel) is the source of this 1083-nucleotide messenger RNA. RefSeq names its product ISL LIM homeobox 2b (gene isl2b). The coding region runs from base 1 to 1083 and encodes 360 amino acids. Gene Ontology annotation, cellular component: nucleus. Gene Ontology annotation, molecular function: DNA-binding transcription factor activity, RNA polymerase II-specific; cis-regulatory region sequence-specific DNA binding. The record is from RefSeq and is a predicted model, not a curated record. The transcript has 6 exons. NCBI's taxonomy places the organism in Eukaryota, Metazoa, Chordata, Actinopteri, Scombriformes, Scombridae. Gene Ontology annotation, biological process: axonogenesis; positive regulation of transcription by RNA polymerase II; neuron fate specification.
AUGGUGGAUAUUAUUUUCAGCUCUUCUUUCUUGGGUGAUAUGGGGGAUCAUUCCAAAAAGAAGCCAGGAUACGCGAUGUGUGUAGGAUGUGGAAGUCAGAUCCAUGACCAGUACAUACUGAGAGUCUCUCCCGACCUGGAGUGGCAUGCAGCCUGCCUGAAGUGUGCAGAAUGCAGCCAGUACCUGGAUGAGACCUGCACUUGUUUCGUCCGGGACGGCAAAACCUAUUGCAAAAGAGAUUAUGUAAGGCUGUUUGGAAUUAAAUGCGCAAAAUGUAACCUGGGAUUCAGCAGCAGCGAUUUGGUGAUGAGAGCCCGGGAUAACGUGUACCACAUUGAGUGCUUUCGGUGCUCGGUGUGCAGCAGGCAGCUGCUGCCGGGAGACGAGUUCUCUCUGCGGGAAGACGAGCUGCUGUGCCGGGCGGACCACAGCCUGCUGCUGGAAAGAAACUCCGCAGGAAGCCCCAUCAGCCCCGGACACAUCCACUCCAACAGACCGCUGCACCUGGCUGCAGACCCGGUAACGGUGCGGCAGGCCCCGCAUCGGAACCACGUCCACAAGCAGUCCGAGAAGACGACGCGGGUCAGGACGGUGCUGAAUGAGAAACAGCUCCACACGUUGCGGACCUGCUAUAACGCCAACCCGAGGCCCGACGCGCUGAUGAAGGAGCAGUUGGUGGAAAUGACCGGCCUGAGCCCCAGGGUGAUCCGGGUUUGGUUCCAGAACAAGCGCUGCAAAGACAAAAAGAAAUCCAUCCUCAUAAAACAGCUCCAGCAGCAACAACACAGUGAUAAGACUAACCUGCAGGGCCUCACAGGGACGCCUCUUGUGGCUGGGAGUCCUAUCCGGCAUGAGAGCACAGUGCAGGGAAACCCAGUGGAGGUUCAGACCUACCAGCCUCCAUGGAAGGCCCUGAGUGAGUUUGCCCUGCAGAGCGACCUGGACCAACCAGCCUUCCAACAACUGGUGUCUUUCUCUGAAUCGGGCUCUCUCGGGAACUCCUCGGGCAGCGACGUGACUUCUUUGUCCUCUCAGUUACCGGACACCCCCAACAGUAUGGUACCCAGCCCGGUGGAGACGUGA